Molecule: messenger RNA, 387 nt
Organism: Chaetomium globosum CBS 148.51
Lineage: Eukaryota; Fungi; Ascomycota; Sordariomycetes; Sordariales; Chaetomiaceae
Exons: 2
Coding region: 1-387 (128 amino acids)
Source: RefSeq, a predicted model, not a curated record
AUGGAAUCCGAAUCCACAGACCCCAACCUCAUGCUCCUAUCCCUCAACCUCUCCGACUCAGAACCCGAAGAAGGCGUCGCCCCUGGCAACACCGCCACAACUACGACUGGUCCGACGACCGAAUACCAGCCCACCCGCGCCGAGCGCACCGCCCUCUCUGAAGACUGCUUUCCAGGCCUUGAAACGGAUCUACCGACCCAAGAUCGAGAACGGCAAUAUCAACACCACGAUCCCCCUCCCCCUCCCACGAACCCCGCUCCCCAAACCACAAGCCCAAGCCCUGCUGCACGCGGCCGAGGAACUGUAUUUCCUGCGGCCGUAAUGCCGAGGCGGCGGCUUUUUGUGAGGGCCGCGUUCUGGAAGGAUGAGGCCGAGGUUGAAGCUUGA